This is a messenger RNA of Mesorhabditis belari, 1278 nucleotides long. Lineage: Eukaryota; Metazoa; Nematoda; Chromadorea; Rhabditida; Rhabditidae. The record is from the annotation of a GenBank genome assembly.
AUGGAUUUUAAAGGAGUCGAGCCACAAAAGAACGCGAAAGGCUACAACGAUGGGGAGAAAUCGAAGAUCGACUCGCCAAAAGUUGAUGCGAAGGAUGAAAAGGCGAAACAUUCCUGGCAAGCUAAACCUGCAAAAGACAUGAAGCAUUCGGAAAAAAUGACGAAAGGGGCCUCAAAAACUGGUACAUCAACUUCGACAAAGGAGGAACAACCAGCUGCUGAAGUUAAACCGAAACUUGCAGCUCCAUUACCGCCACCGACCAUUGAUCAAGCGAAAUUGUUGGCAGAUUCUGAAGUGAAAGCCACGGCCGCGGCAAAGAAGAUCAACUUGAGGGACUUCAUCAAGAAACACCUUUUGGAAGGAAGCCGAAAAAUGGAAUACGAUCUCGAACAAGUGCACGCAAUUCUUGACAUGGCCAAGUUCGCUUUCCUGAAGACUUCUCCACUUCUUGAAUUGAACGCGCCCGUCAACAUUUGCGGGGACAUACACGGCCAAUAUGGGGAUCUCUUCCGAAUCUUUAACUCUUGUGGACUUCCAUUCAGAAAGAAGUAUUUAUUUCUUGGAGAUUACGUUGAUCGUGGACGACAUUCGCUAGAGGUGAUUCUUCUUCUGCUGGCAAUGCGAAUCGAGUUCCCAAAAAAAGUCUAUCUUCUGCGGGGAAACCACGAGCUUGCCAACAUCAACAAAGUUUACGGCUUCCUCGCUGAUUGUCGAAGUCGUUUUCGCUCGGGGUCUGAUUGGAAGAUCUUGUACGAUCAUUUCAAUGAGAUUUUUGCCGUGAUGCCAUUGGCCGCUGUUGUGAGCAAUCGAAUUCUUUGCAUGCACGGAGGUCUUUCUCCCGACUUGAACAGCCUUGACGACAUCCGCAAAUUGGUUCGUCCAAUCGUGUUCGUGCGGGGUCUGGCGCAAGAUCUUCUUUGGGCGGAUCCAGAAGCUGGAAUUCAGGGAUUUCAAGUUAACAAGAUUCGCGCCGUGUCGCAUAUUUUUGGUGAAGAUGCGGUGGCGGCAAAGUGCAAACAGUUGAAUAUCGAUCUCAUCAUAAGAGCACACCAAGUUGUCGAAUAUGGAUACGCCUUCUUUGCAAAUCGUCUGUUGAUUACAGUGUUCAGUGCAGCGAGGUAUCACGAGGAUCUCUGGAAUUUCGCGGCCGUCGUCAAGGUGGACGAGAAACUUGAGGUGUCAUUUGUUCAAUUGAAGCCUUCCGAAUAUGAACAGUACCGUCGCGAGAAGCAACAAACUGCUAACGUCACUGGUGACAAUCCGGAUGAAGAGGAUAAA